AAGAUGCAGAGCCCUUCCCCAAAGGAUCCGGCUAGAAAUCUAGGAAGCGCUGAUAGACAGCUGUGCUGCUCCUCUAUCGCGGGGCCAGAUAGAGGAGCCGCGGUAUGGCCAGAGUAGUGAGAGAGAGAGUGCUCUGUUAUACCCAGCAGAAACUGGGUGCUGUCUUGGGCCUAAACUCCCCUCCCGCUCCUUUGCUCUCUCACAUCCGGAUCCUUCGUCGCGGGGAGGGUGUUUCCGCCCGGCCGCGGUGGGCGUGACGCAACGUCCAGCGCGCGCUUUUCAUGCCUUGGCGUUUCCUUUGGCGGAGUUUCUGUUUUCAGAAGAUGCUGGGUUCGUUUUGUUCAGCGGCAGUGGUGCUUUCCCGAAUCUCAGAAUGCCUGUUAAAAGAUCACUGAAAUUGGAUGAUCUGUUAGAAGAAAAUUCAUUUGAUCCUUCAAAAAUCACAAGGAAGAAAAGUUUUAUAACUUAUUCUCCAACAACUGGAACUUGUCAAAUGAGUCUGUUUGCUUCUCCCACAAGCUCUGAAGAACAAAAGCACAGAAAUCGACUAUCAAAUGAAAAGAGAAAAAAAUUGAAUCACCCCAGUUUAACUGAAAGCAAAGAAUCGACAACAAAAGACAAUGAUGAAUUGAUGAUGUUGCUAUCUAAAGUUGAGAAAUUGUCAGAAGAAAUCAUGACGAUAAUGCAAAAUUUAAGUAGUAUACGGGCUUUGGAGGGCAGUAGAGAGCUUGAAAAUCUCAUUGGAAUCUCCUGUGCAUCACGUUUCUUAAAAAAAGAAAUGCAGAAAACCAAAGAGCUAAUGACAAAAGUAAUUAAACAAAAACUGUUUGAAAGGAGUUCAGGACUUCCUCACAAACAAUCAUGUCAUCUUGACAGCUAUGAAUUCCUUAAAGCCAUUUUAAACUGAGGCAUUAAGAAGAAAUGCACUCACCAUGAGCACCAAGUUUUGCAUCUGCCUGAUCAUAUUUAAAGGAACAGAGAAAUAUUUGUAAUUAAUCUGCCCAGUAAAUACCAGCUCGUAGCAGUCAGCAGGUGCAUGUCUAGAUAAAAUUUCUUGCAGCUAAUUUAAACUUUCUACACACACCAGUAGAUAAUCUCAAUGUAAAUAAUACAUUUCUUCUUGACUCUUUAAUGUAAGCCAACAUGGAGAGGCAGAUCUUGACUUAUAUUCUGUACCACAUACACUUCUGUGGACUUUUAGCAUUCGUGGGUAGACUUAAUAAAGCAUGUAUAAAAGUGGCA
Piliocolobus tephrosceles (Ugandan red Colobus) is the source of this 1242-nucleotide messenger RNA. It is a transcript of the gene ITGB3BP, whose product is annotated as integrin subunit beta 3 binding protein. Bases 374 to 907 code for a protein of 177 amino acids. The record is from RefSeq and is a predicted model, not a curated record. Gene Ontology annotation, cellular component: nucleoplasm. Lineage: Eukaryota; Metazoa; Chordata; Mammalia; Primates; Cercopithecidae. Gene Ontology annotation, biological process: regulation of DNA-templated transcription; CENP-A containing chromatin assembly. The transcript is spliced from 9 exons.